GUUAUCGAGCUGCGCUGGAGGUCCGUGAUGCUGACAGGGCGAGCCAGUCUUCAGACGGCAGCCAUCUCGUCGGAUCCGGGAUCAGCCCAAGAGGAAAGGAGAACCCUACCGCCGCCCGCCACGCUGCCAUCCGGCCGCCUGUCCCGCCCUUUACGACUUAGGAGCCUGUCCUCUCUGCAGCCGCCGCCAUCAUGUGCGACUGUUUCCACCUGGCCUUCCCUAACUGGCACGGCGCGCCCUCUGGCACAGGAGCUGGGCGAAGGCUGAGAGCACCAGACCUCGGCUCAGAGGACCAUUCGGCAUGUGACGAGCCGUCUCAUUUCACCGAGGGUGAGAGACCACGCCCUCAGGGAUCGUCCCCCGUGGAAGAACAUCCGGAGACGGAGAAAUAUAGUGACAGCGACAAGGAGGAAGAUGACCCACACCAUAAGCGAGGCAAGGGGAAGAAGGGUAAAAGGUCCAGCUUUGGCUGUGGAUUUGACCGCCGCUCGACCCCAAAGAUGAGCAAACUGAAGGAAGCGUAUAGCCCAGAGUCAGGGAUGAUCAUAAAAACAGCCCAAGAUGGAGGUGCAGAAGGUCUUAUCUAUGGCGGAGGUGGUAAAGACGGCAUCUUCAUCAAAGAAGUGGUACCAGAAUCGCCUGCUUCUAAAAGUCUACAACUCAAAGAAGGAGAUCAGCUUCUGAGUGCCACUGUCUAUUUUGACAAUGUGUCAUAUCAGGACGCUAUUCAAAUUCUGGAGCAUGCUCAGGCUUACAAAGUGAAGCUCUGCCUAAAACGCAAACCCGACAUCACAGAGACGGAGCCCCUCGCUGAGUCUGACAUCAUUCCUGAGGAUGAAACCUUCACUCCAGAGAUGCGAGAACAUGGGAAAUCCAAGAGACGAGGUGAUGCACGCAUUUCCUGGCCUAAGUUUCCCUCCUUAGGGAGAGGGAAGAAGUCCCGUUUUGCAAGGUCUCACAGUUCUUCUGAGGCUGAUGAGCAGAGAAAGUUGGAGCUGAGUCCAACCACAAGUGACACAGAGUCCCCAAUAAAGACUCAAGACACCCUUAAAGGCAAGAAACGGCAUAAGAUGAAGCUUCCAUCUCUAACAAAGAGAGGCCGCGUUAGCUCAUCUGAGGAUCAAGACACUGAUGCACCAACAUGCACACAAGAAGCAGCAGAACUGCUCUCACCUGAAGGCCUUCAAAGCCCCGUAGGAACGAGGCCUGAAGUGCAUCGAAUAGAAGAGAUAACUCUGGUAGAAGAUUCUGAUUCAAGAGUGACUAAACCUCUUGCUCUUCAACACAAGGUAGAGCUCAUUGCUAUCGACAGCGCGUUGAAAACAACCGAUCUAACGGUGGCUCUGACGGGUCAAGAAAGCCCUACUGGACCACUGUCUCCCGAUGGUAAGAAAAAGAAGAAAGAAAGGUCUGAAUUAAAAAUGAAAAUAAUGGGGAAGGACAAAUCAAACAAGAAAGAGGCAAAAGCAAAAUCACCCAAAAGGCUCAAAACACUGGGCGCGAGUUUAGAAAUAGCAGACCUAGGCAUUGUCAGAGGGGAUCAGCGCGAGCAAAAGACUGAAAUUGAACAAACAUCCCCACGCAAAGGCAAAAGUAAAAAAAUAACCCUCCUCCCCAAGCGUGAAGACAUUGAAAUCCCUGGUAUGGAGGACAUGUCGCGAAGGACACAAGUCAAAGGAGCCCACGAUGAACUACCAGAAACAGUGCAACUCUCAAUUGAUGUGGAUAGCGUGAAAGAGGCUGUUUCAAAGUUGCCUGGAUAUAAAUUGCCAAAGGUGGAUAUGUGUGGAGUACCUAUUCCUGAAGAAAUCACUGUGAUAGAUGCCAAUGCUCAGAGAAUAUCAGUGAAAACACCCACUAAAUUUGCUGAUGGCAAAACAAAACAGGAGGCCCCCAUCAGUAAGGCAGAGGAAGAGGACGCUUCCACUCCAGAAUUAUCCAAGACUUCUUUCAAGCUACCAAAGAUCAAACCGGGUGACUUAAGUUCAGAAGAAGUUUUAACCGUGACCCGGAUGGACCCAACAAAUAUAGAAACGACACAAGAGUGCCAACCUGCGCUCGACUCAAAAGAAUCUGAUAAGAAAUCAAAGACGGCAAAGAUAGUUUUGCCGAGCAUCGGGUUUUCAAAGGCAGCCUUUAGAAUCCCUGAGGUCGGAAUGUAUUUACCAAAGCCAAAUAUUUCUGGGCCCAAGGAUGAUGAUGUGAAAGGAGAAAGAACUAUAUUCCUCCAAGAAGAAAUAAGAGAAGAAGGCAUUACGUCCGCUGCUGUGAUAAGCACUGGUGAACUUGAAUACAUCGAUUCGGCAGAAUCCCCCGUUGAGAGGGAACUUGAUGGAAAAGGAAGCCCAUUACAAAACCUGAAAUUUGAAGUAUCAUUACCAAAGUUAAGAGCUCCACAAAUUGAUUUAAGCUUGUCAAAAACUGAUGGAAAAGUCAAAUCACCUGAUGCUCAAUUAGGCGCAUACAAAUAUAUUCCGGAAGAGAAGAUGGCAGUUGACAUUGCAGGGUCGCCAGGAGAUCAGGAAGCAAAAGGACGUAAGUUUAAAAUGCCGCAAUUUGAUUUCACAAUACCGGAAAUCACUGGACCACAACUCAAUGUAAACAUUUUCAAAAAAGAGGAGGGUGUGAAAAAGCCAGAUCCUGAACCAGAGGUACAAAUCAAAGAAGCCUUAGAUGUGGAUUUAAGUCCCGUAAAAGCACAGGCAUCACCACAGAAAGACAAAACACCCCAACAUCUUCUGUCUGGGGUUGAACUUGAUGGACAUAAAGCCAAAUUUCAAAUGCCAAAAUUUAAAGUUAAAGGACCUGAUGUUGAUUUUGGUUUAUCCGAGGAAGGUGGAGAUGCUACUGUGCCAAAGCCCAAGGUUGAUACCAAUGUUGAUAUUCCAAGAAAGGACCUUGGAUUUAACAUUUCCGCACCUAGCGUGGAAAUUGAAGGACCUGUAAUAGACGUGAAGACUACGGAUGCUGAUCAGGAUGGAAAAGGCGGCAAGUUCAACAUGCCACAUCUCAGUUUCCCCAUGCCCAAGAUAAAAGGACACGAAACAGAAAAGGGCACCAGGGUGACAACACCGGAGGCUAAGGUUGAUGUCCAAAAGCCAGAUACUCCCAAAAUCUACACUAGUGAGGCCAAAGCCGAAGUUAAACUUUUUGUACCACCAGCGUGUGAGGUAAAAAUGGAUGGACAGGGAAUGAAGUUGAAAAUGCCAAAGUUCGGAGUAAUAAUGCCAAAACUCAAAGGGCCUGAAAUUGAGUUCAACUUAAAAAAGAAAGAUAUUGAUGUCAAUCGUCAGGUAACUGAUGAAACAAUUCCACAGACUCCUAAACUAAACGUAAAUAUUGGACAAACUGAUGGAUUACAGACAGAGAUUGACAUUAAAAAACCCGAUUUACAAAUGCAAGCUUUCAAAUCUAAUUUUGAGCACAGUGAGAAAAACCUAAAGGAAAAUGUUGACAUCAAAUGUCCAGAUGUUCCCACACUUGAUCUUGGAAAAGUGAAUAUUGGGACAGCAGAGGUGAAAAUGGAAGAACAUGAGAUUGAUACUGAACCUUUGUAUGCUGAAAUUGAAUAUAAAAGAGGCAAGUUUAAAAUGCCAAAAUUUGGCAUCUCCAUGCCAAAGAUGAAAGCACCCGACAUUGAUAUAAGCUUAUCAAAGAAAGAUGGAGAGAUCAAACUCCCGGAAGCUGAAGUUGAGCUCCCCGAUGUUGAUGUGAAACUACCAUCAGCUAAAGUGGAAAUAGAAGGUCCUGAGGUUGAUUUUCAACCAGGUAGUGUUGAAGGAUCAUCAUCAAAAUUUAAACUGCCAACAUUCAAAUUACCAAAAUUGGGUGUCGCUUUACCUCAGGUCAGUGUGGAAGUACCUGAUACAGAAAAAGAGAUCAAGGUGGAGGGAACAGAUGUAAAAUCACCAGAAUUAAAAGUGGGAGCUAAAAUUCCUGAUGUUACUACAGAUAGUGAUGUGAAAAUAGAUGGUCAUGAGAGCAAGUUCAAAAUGCCAAAAUUUGGUAUCGCCAUGCCGAGAAUGAAAGGACCCGACUUUGAUAUAAGCUUAUCAAAGAAAGAUGGACACAUGAAAUUCCCGGAAGCUGAACUUGAGCUCCCCGAUGUGGAUGUGAAACUACCAUCAGCUAAAGUGGAAAUAGAAGGUCCUGAGGUUGAUUUUCAACCAGGUAGUGUUGAAGGAUCGCCAUCAAAAUUUAAACUGCCAACAUUCAAAUUACCAAAAUUGGGUGUGGCUUUACCUCAAGUCAGUGUAGAAGUACCUGAUAUAGACAAAGAGACCAAGGUGGAGGGAGCAGAUGUAAAAUCACCAGAAUUAAAAGUGGGAGCUCAAAUUCCUGACGUUGCUACAGAUGUUGAUGUCAAAAUGAAAAGAUCAAAAUUCUCAUUCCCCAAAUUCUCAUUAACAAAGCAAAGUAGCAAAGAGUCAGAAGUUGAGAUUGAUCACCCAGAUGUUGAUGUUUCGAUUCCAGCAGGGAAACUGGAAAUCACUUCACCAGAAGUAGAGUUUCAAUCACCAGAUGUUGAUGUGAAAAUAGAUGGUCAGGAGAGCAAGUUCAAAAUGCCAAAAUUUGGUAUCGCCAUGCCGAAAAUGAAAGGACCCGACUUUGAUAUAAGCUUAUUAAAGAAAGAUGGAGACAUCAAAUUCCCGGAAGCUGAAGUUGAGCUCCCCGAUGUUGACGUGAAACUAGCAUCAGCUAAAGUGGAAAUAGAAUGUCCCGAGGUUGAUUUUCAACCAGGUAGUGUUGAAGGAUCGCCAUCAAAAUUUAAACUGCCAACAAUCAAAUUACCUAAAUUGGGUGUGGCUUUACCUAAGGUCAGUGUAGAAGUCAGUGAUAUGGACAAAGAGAUCAAGGUGGAGGGAGCAGAUGUAAAAUCACCAGAAUUAAAAGUGGGUGAUAAAAUUCCUGAUGUUGCUACAGAUGUUGAUGUCAAAAUGAAAAGAUCAAAAUUUUCAUUCCCCAAAUUCUCAUUAACAAAGCAAAGUAGCAAAGAGUCAGAAGUUGAGAUUGAUCACCCAGAUGUUGAUGUUUCGAUUCCAGCAGGGAAACUCGAAAUCACUUCACCAGAAGUAGAGUUUCAAUCACCAGAUGUUGAUGUGAAAAUAGAUGGUCAGGAGAGCAAGUUCAAAAUGCCAAAAUUUGGUAUCGCCAUGCCGAAAAUGAAAGGACCCGACUUUGAUAUAAGCUUAUCAAAGAAAGAUGGAGAUAUGAAAUUCCCGGAAGCUGAACUUGAGCUCCCCAAUGUUGACGUGAAACUACCAUCAGCCAAAGUGGAAAUAGAAGGUUCUGAGGUUGAUUUUCAACCAGGUAGUGUUGAAGGAUCGGCAUCAAAAUUUAAAAUGCCAACAUUCAAAUUACCCAAAUUAGGUGUAGCUUUACCUCAGGUCAGUGUGGAAGGACCUGAUAUGGACAAAGGGAUCAAGAUAGAGGGAGCAGAUGUAAAAUCACCAGAAUUAAAUGUUGAAGCUAAGAUUCCUGAUGCUGCUCCAGAUGUUGAUUUCAAAAUGAAAAGAUCAAAAUUCUCAUUCCCCAAAUUCUCAUUAACAAAGCAAAGUAGCAAAGAGUCAGAAGUUGAGAUUGAUCUCCCAGAUGUUGAUGUUUCGAUUCCAGAAGGGAAAUUAGAAAUCACUUCACCAGAAGUAGAGUUUCACAAACCAGAUAUUGAUGUCAAUAUAGGUGGUCAGGAGAGCAAGUUCAAAAUGCCAAAGUUUGGCAUCACCAUGCCCAAAAUGAAAGGACCCGACUUUGAUAUAAGCUUAUCAAAGAAAGAUGGUGAGAUCAAACUCCCCAAAGGUGAAGUUGAACUCCCGGAUGUUGAUGUUAAACUUCCAUCAGCUAAAGUCGAUAUUGAAGCUCCUAAAAUUGAAGCUCGACCUGGUAGCGUGGAAGGAUCACCAUCAAAAUUCAAAUUACCAACAAUCUCAUUCCCCAAAUUCUCAUUAACCAAGCAAAGUAGCAAAGAAACUGAAGUUGAUCUUGACCUCCCAGGUGUUGAUGUUUCUAUUCCAGAGGGAAAUUUGGAGGUCACUCUACCUCAAGUAGAGUUCCAAUCACCAGAAGGCCAAGAGAGCAAGUAUAAAAUGCCCAAAUUUGGCAUCUCCAUACCAAAAAUGAAAGGACCUGACUUGGAUAUCAGCUUGUCACAGAAAGAUGGAGAGAUCAAACUUCCAGAAGCUGAAGUUGAACUCCCCGAUGUUGACGUUAAACUACCAUCAGCUAAAGUGGAAAUAGAAGGUCCUAAAAUUGAAGCUCACCCAGGUAGUGUGGAAGGAUCGCCAUCAAAAUUCAAACUGCCAACAUUUAAAUUACCCAAACUGGGUGUGGCUCUACCUCAGGUCAGUGUGGAAGUCCCUGAUAUGGACAAGGAGCUCAAGGUAGAGGGACCACAUGUAAAAUCACCAGAAUUAAAAGUGGAAGCAAAAAUUCCUGAUGCUGCCUCAGAAAUUGAUGUCAAAAUGAAAAAGUCUAAAUUCUCAUUGCCCAAAUUCUCACUAACCAAGCAAAGUAGCAAAGAAUCUGAAGUUGAUAUUGACCUCCCAGAUGUUGAUGUUUCUGUUCAAGCAGGGAAACUGGAAAUCACUUCACCAGAUGUUGAUGUCAAUAUAGAUGGUCAGGAGGGCAAGUUUAAAAUGCCCAAAUUUGGCAUCUCCAUGCCGAAAAUGAAAGGACCUGAUUUUGAUAUAAGCUUAUCAAAGAAAGAUGGCGAGAUCAAAAUCCCAGAAGCUGAAGUUGAACUCCCAGAUGUCGAUGUUAAACUACCGUCCGUUCAAGUGGACAUUGAAGCGCCUAAAACUGAAGGUUGUGUUGAAGGAUCACCAUCAAAAUUCAAAUUACCAACAAUCUCAUUCCCCAAAUUCUCAUUAACCAAGCAAAGUAGCAAAGAGGCUGAAGUUGAUAUUGACCUCCCAGAAGUUGAUGUUUCCAUUCCAGAGGGAAAUCUGGAGGUCACUCUUCCUCAGUCGGCAGGCGAGGCCGGCCAAUCGUCGUCAUCGUGGACAGUGGAGAGUUCACAGAGCAGCAGGAGGACAGUGUCGCAGAAACGUAUUGUCCGGGAAACGUCGCGCGAAAGCACAGAAACCUUUGUGAUUACCAAACAGAUCACCAAAACCAUCGACCCCACCGAGUUCUUCGCCAACGAGGAGGCGGCUUCGUCCAUCCAGCGUCUCAGAGAAUCCGUUCACUCGGAGAAAAUGAGAUUUUUUGACGGUGCUGAGAAGUGA
Molecule: messenger RNA, 7223 nt
Organism: Syngnathus acus (greater pipefish)
Lineage: Eukaryota; Metazoa; Chordata; Actinopteri; Syngnathiformes; Syngnathidae
Product: protein AHNAK2-like
Exons: 8
Coding region: 192-7223 (2343 amino acids)
Biological process (GO): regulation of RNA splicing
Cellular component (GO): nucleus; cytoplasm
Molecular function (GO): protein binding
Source: RefSeq, a predicted model, not a curated record